UGAUCAUUUCUCAUCAUCAGUCUCACAUUCAAAGCACUUUGGCCACCUUUGCUCCUUUUCUUCUUUACUCUUUCUUCAAAUCUUUAGUUUCAAGUUUAUUUCUCCAUUUCCAAUGGCCAGUGUUGAGGUUCAAUCUGCACCAGUAGAAGUAGUAGGAACUGCUCCAGUUGAGGUCGAGGUGAAAACUACACCAGAGGCACCCAAGUCUGAGGAAUCCGCCCCAACUCAUGUAGCGGAGGAAACUGUGACAGCACCAGUAUCAGCACCAGUAGAAGAGACUGCUCGAAUUGAAGAGAAAUCAGCCCCUGCUGCUGAGGAUGCGGUAGCUGAAGAAGCAACGACAGAAGCAGAAGCAGAAGCUCCAGUGGCAGAGGAGACAGUGGCUGAAGAAGCUGCAGAAGCAGAAGUAGAAGCACCUGCAGCUGAGGAAACAGUAGCUGCUGCUGAAGUUGAAACUCCAGCAGUAGUAUUAGCUGAAGUGAAGACUGAGGCAGAAGAAGAAAAAGAUGUUGAAACAACUGAAGCUCCAGCUGCAGCAGAGGCUUCCACAGAAGUUCCAGUGGAGAAAACUGAAGAGUAAACUGAGCUACUCUUUUUAUAAAGAGUGAAAAUGGAUAACGCAAUGGUUGGUAAAUGAUGGGUUGGUCUUUGAUAUUUUCAUUUUCUAAGUUAAGGUUUAUAUAUUUACUACUACUACUACUAUUAUUAGUAUUAUCACUACUACCUAGUUGGCUAUGUUUGUGGGGAUUUAGUUGUCAAGUUUUAUGGUUGUAAGAGAAGAUGAGAGGAGAUAUGAUCUCUGCCUUUGAACAAUAAAGGAUUACUAUAUCUUUUUUAUCC
This is a messenger RNA of Nicotiana attenuata, 840 nucleotides long. Its product is annotated as induced stolen tip protein TUB8-like. The record is from RefSeq and is a predicted model, not a curated record. Lineage: Eukaryota; Viridiplantae; Streptophyta; Magnoliopsida; Solanales; Solanaceae. The transcript has 2 exons. Bases 113 to 580 code for a protein of 155 amino acids.